Cladocopium goreaui is the source of this 234-nucleotide messenger RNA. The record is from the annotation of a GenBank genome assembly. NCBI's taxonomy places the organism in Eukaryota, Dinophyceae, Suessiales, Symbiodiniaceae.
AUGCUUUCCACUUCGACCGAUCCGUUUGACGUCGCUCGAGAUGAAGUAGAGGCUCUCAUUCGAAAGGUGCGGAGCAUGCACAAAGAGUGGCAAAAACUGCUACAGUCAGAAAACACAGCUGAGAGUCGGAAGUUUCAAGAUCUACAAAAAGAGCUAGCGGCAGAGCUCUCGAUUUUGUCUGGCGACCUUGCAGAGGUGGGUCAGCUUGUGAUUCUUGGCACUUUAGCACUUUAA